Messenger RNA from Elgaria multicarinata webbii, 319 nucleotides. RefSeq names its product leukocyte cysteine proteinase inhibitor 1-like. The record is from RefSeq and is a predicted model, not a curated record. Bases 1 to 312 code for a protein of 103 amino acids. Gene Ontology annotation, molecular function: cysteine-type endopeptidase inhibitor activity. NCBI's taxonomy places the organism in Eukaryota, Metazoa, Chordata, Lepidosauria, Squamata, Anguidae. Gene Ontology annotation, cellular component: cytosol. The transcript is spliced from 3 exons.
AUGGCAGACAGACUUGUUGGAGGCUUAUCCGACCCCCAACUGGCCACACCUGAAGUUCAGGCCAUCACUAGCCAGGUGAAGAGCCAGUUGGAAGGGAAAACGGACAGCAAGUACUCCACCUUCAAGGCAAUGUUGUUUUGUAGCCAGGUGGUUGCUGGCAUGAACUACUUCAUCAAGGUCCAAAUGGGUGACGGAGAGAGAGACUACGCCCACCUGCGCGUGUUCCAGGCCCUGCCGUGUCACGGGGGCGGAGUUGAGCUCUCUGGCUACCAGCUGGGCAAGACCAAGGAUGACCCCAUCUCCUAUUUCUAGCCACGGA